Messenger RNA from Ailuropoda melanoleuca (giant panda), 8952 nucleotides. RefSeq names its product NADH dehydrogenase [ubiquinone] 1 alpha subcomplex subunit 1-like. The transcript has a single exon. Gene Ontology annotation, cellular component: respiratory chain complex I. The record is from RefSeq and is a predicted model, not a curated record. NCBI's taxonomy places the organism in Eukaryota, Metazoa, Chordata, Mammalia, Carnivora, Ursidae. The coding region runs from base 207 to 419 and encodes 70 amino acids.
CCCUGAGCCAAAGGCAGAUGCUUAAUGACUGUGCCACCCAGGCGCCCCAUAGAAUUGAAAAUCUUAAAAUACACAAAAGCUAAAAAAAUACGAUUUUGAGUUUUAAGAAUUACAUAAAAAAAAGGGAGCCUAUCAGGAAGGGGCUGAGGCUGGGUCACCUUUAGGGCACCUGGAAGGAAGAGUUUGGCCCAGGCAACCAUGGCGUGAUGUGGUUCGAGAUAAUGCCUGGGAUCAGUAUUAUGGCUGUGUGCUUUGUCAGCCCCUGCAUAGCCAUUGUGCACAUCCACAGGUUCAGUAAUGGGGGCAAGCUGAAAAGGGUUUCCUAUUAUCCAUAUCAGUGGAGUUUGAUGAAGAGAGAUAGGCGUGUCUUUGGAGUUAAUCACUAUUAUGCGUCAAAGGAUUUGGAGAAUAUUGAUUAAGGAAGCAUUUUCCUGACUGAUGAAAAAUAACUGGGUUAUGCUCAUCUAUCUACCCUUUCUAGAAGGUUAUGCAGUGUAUUAAUGUAGUACACAAUAAAAACAAAAAAUUAAAAAAAAGAAUAAAAAAAGAAUUACAUAAAUGCAGUUCUAAUGGAAAACUGAACUUUCUGAAUGCUUGCACGGUUUUUGUUUAAUAAGUUUUUCCUGAUUGCAAAAAUCAAGUGUUUGAUAUGUUAGUCUCCUCUUAGAACAGGUGUUUGUAGAAAAAUUGGAAAAUUUCACAAAUACACAGAAGCAGAUAUAGUUACUCAUAUUUUUACUACCCAAAGAUACCACUAGUAAUAUUUGAUGUAGAUCCACCCAACUGGUUAUAGAGUUGCCCAGUUAAAUAUCCUUUGAAUGAAUGCUUACAAGUAAGGAGAAGGAGUAGUAGAAAUGUAGACAUAGUGUGAACCAAGUUUCAUUAAUCUCACUGCCUCUCAGGUGUUGCCAAAAGCUGAAGAGAGAGGCUUCUUCCCCGCCAACCCCAGGAUGGGAGAAGAGAGCUAUCUUGCCCUUUGGCUAGCCUUGGCUGAGGUGAGGCAGAGCAUCUUUCCUGCAGACUAUAGUCUGUCUGCCUAAGUCUUUUAGCAACUCUGUUAACGCUGAAUGUCUUCUGGUUGCAGAGGAAGACAGUUGGAGUUCUUGGUGGAGUAGCUUGUUGAAUAAGCCACAUCAGUUCUUCUUCUUCUUCUUUUUUUAUUUUUUAAGAUUUUAUUUAUUUGAGGGGGAAAAGAAAGCGAGCACGCAGGGUGGGUGAGAGUGCAAGAGCAGGGGGGAGCAGCAGGCAGAGGGAGAUGCAGACUCCCCGCUGGGCAGGGAGCCUGCCUUGGGCUCUGUCCCUGAACCCCAGGAUCAUGACCUGAGCUGAAGGCAGACACUUAACCAACUGAGCCACCCAGGCGCCCCUAAGCCACAUCAAUUCUUUUCAGCCCCCUAGAUUCUUUAAAUCGGCUCUUAGGCAAAAGAAUUUCCCAAUAUUCAGAAAUAGAGUCACCUUCAGGUUACUUGUACUAAGUGAAAACAAGGUGGAGUGGUUAGACACUCCCAGGUGAUUUCAGUUAACAUCUCACCUCAAAUCCAGUCGACUUGAUAAAAGAAAAAUCCGAAGGAGCUCAGGGCAGAUUAUGGUAUAAGCAUAUGCCAGUCCUCUCCUGUGGAAUAGGGAAGUGCUAAUCUGGUCAGAUCUGUUAAAGAGACAGGCAAGGCUUAGCAAAGCAGAAUUUUCUCAUCCUGCUCAUCUUUUGCCUUAGUGUGGAAGAAAGAUUUGUCCUGGGACGAAAGAGAGAAAGAAGGAAAGAUGGGCAGGUAGCUAGUAAUACAAGAUGGUUGGAUCUCUUUCUGUGUGCCUUGGCCUAUUAGUAAGCAGAUCUCUAGGUCUGAGAAACUAGCAAAGUGAAGUGACACACAGGACAACUUCCCCAGGCAGUGAUAACAACUUCUUGGUGUUCUGUGUGAAAAUACAAUGGUGACUUUGAUCCCAAGCCCUUAGUGAGAGGAAACCCAGGGAGAAGUAGGAGGAAGCAUAGCAUCCUUUGUAAACGUUUUAUUCUUGACAUGUAACAGACUCUGGCCUAGAGAAUUGUGUCAGCCUCUCCCUUCUGCCAGCUGUCUUUCAGGAGCGCCCUCCUGUGUUCUCCUGCACUGACCAGUUUAGGAGGUGUCAUUUCUGCCUGAGAAUUCUAAGAGCUUACACGCAGUGCUUGGUAUGAAGGAAUUGCUUUGGAAGAUGAAUAACCAUUGUGAUGAUAACUGCUAUAUGCAAAAGAGGGAGAUUGCUGGUUUUACAAGUCUAUGGUUUGAAUUCUUAGGUCUGGCAGGAAACCGAGCCCAUUCAGAUGGUUCUGGAGACUAAUGAAAGGAUUAUUUUCAGAGGAAUGCCGGAGUUAAGGGUGACAUGUUGCUCCUGUCAUCCAUGGAACCAGCCUCAAUGGAAAGCCAUUAUCACCACUAAGUCCAAAGGAGCAAACAGAAGAAAUAGCUUUACCGGAGUCCAGCGAGAAAGCUGGAGCUGCAGAGGUGGGCCCUGGAGGAUUCAGCCACUGCCUGAAUUUGUAGCCAACAGCAGAGAGAGAAUAAGGAAGCAAUACUCCCUCCCCCACUUUCUUUCCUCCCUCUCUCUUUGAUCUUCUUCCGGUGCCUUCAAUUGGCCAACCCCACCUGGAGGCCUGCUUGCUUUAACCCAGUGAUGCUUCCCAUAAAGGUCAAGUCUUUGUGGGCGUAGAGCAGGGCCAGAGUGGUAGAAAAUUGGUCUGGCGACGGGGAGAAGGCAUUCAAAUGGAGAGUUACUAGCACACCUUAGUAGCAUAUUCGUAAUUGCACUUUCAUCAUGUUAGCACAUCAUUCUCAGCUCCUGAAAUCCCAAAAUAAACCUUAAAGCAUGUAAACUAUUGAUUAUGACUCAGUUGUAUCUUUUAAUAUAAAUAGUCCAAGCAGUUAUCCUACCCUUAUCCAAUUAAUUAAAUAUUCAAAGAAAUAAUCUGAACAAUUCUCAGAAGAAUUGGAAAAUCACUGAAAGACCUUCUGUUGGGGCAUUUUGUUCUUGAUUAAAAUUAAACUAAGAUUUUUUAAAAAAUACGCAUGUGAACUGUACAAGUGUGACAUAUCCUAAAAUACAAAAAUUGUACUUUUAAUCACACAUUGGUGAAGGUAUUUUGUUGUUAGAAUUAAGCUGCAGGGGUGCCCUGGCUGGCUGAGUUCACAAAGCAUGCAACUCUUGAUCUGUGAUUUCAAGACCCUAUUGGGUGUACAGAUUGCUUAAAAUUUUUUUUUUUUUUUUUUUAAAAAACUGCAAAAGGAAAGUGGAACUUUUUUUUUUUGAGUCCCUCCAUAUUAUCCCUUCCAAUCUAUUUAACUAAGGUGGAUAAAUUGGCAUGAAGAUUCUUACUUAGCCAAUCUAGAAAUAUAAGAAAAGAUUUUAAGCUAUUAAAAGAGGGUCUAUUUUGAUCCAUGACUUUAUUGAGCACUUGGCUUUGAGAGAUGUAAAGAUAAAUAAGAUAGUUUGCUUCCCCAAACUUAAGACUAAACAGUGAAGAGAGGUCCACAUCCAACUAUAAUAAUCAGUGAUAAUAAAACAUCAGCGGUGGGAUCAGUAAGAGGGAGAAGGGGUUUAAUCUGUCUUUACCAGAGAUUCUUUCCAGUGGCUCACAAAUAUUUAUCAAAAAUUUACACUUACCGUGUUUUAGAAAUACAGAUGGUAAAAAUAUACCAAAAGGCCCUGAAUUCAAGUUGCUGGGGUCCGAGUGAGCCUUUUAGUACCUUUUCAUCAAGAGCAGCAAAUCUUUUGGUGGUUCCCCAAUGCUUCAACGAUGGCAUUCAAAACCCUUACCAGGUCCCUCCGCGGUCCUCUGAACUGGCCCCACCUAUAUCUCCAGUCUCCUCAGGUGCUCUGGCCUUUUAGUUCUUCAGUCAAGCCAUACUUACUAGAGUCUUUCCUCUUGAGAUUUCUUUUGCCUUGGAUGCCAGCUUCACCCUCAUCUUAGAACACCUUUUUUUGCCUCCUGGUCCCAGUUUAAAUGCUGCCUCUUCACAGGAUCCUUCCCUGACCUUCCAGAUAAAAUCCAGGGAUCUUAUUACUUGCUCUAAAACCUGUAUAUAAGCAGGCACUUUGCUCUUCUCCCUCAAACACUUGAAUUUAUUAGUGUAAAUGUUUGAUGGGUGUCUUUAUUACCAGAAAGUAAGUACUAUGAGAGCAGGAUACCUGUCUGUUUCACAGCUGUGUCUUCAGUACCAAGCAUGAUGUUUAAUGAUGGUGCUCAGUAAAUUGUAGAAAGAAGGAAAAAGAACUGGUUUUUAGCCCAAACCCCUACCACUCACCAGCUCGGUGGCUUUUGGUAUUUUGCUAAUUGGGAGUUAAUCUCUUCCUGUAAUAUGGGGAUAAUAAUGAUAAUGGCACUUAGUUUGUGCUAGGCACUGUGCUUUUGUUAUCUCCUCAAUUAAAACUUCGUCAGAAGUGAUGAAGGUGAAAUGACUUGCUUGAGAUCAAACAGUUCAUAAAUAGAAAACAGGAUUUAAAUCCUGAUCUGUUUGAUUUCAAAAACUGAUUGCUCUUCUCCAUACCUUUAUGUGAUUGUCUUGGGGGUAAAACCUGUAGGGGAGGUCUUUGAUACAGGCUUGUAGGAUGCUUGCCAGUUCUGAGGAUAUUGACAUUCAUGAAGAAGCAUGCUUAAACCACUUUUAGACAAUUGGAGUGCAGGAUUAACUCCAUUUAGAGAAAGUGUAAGUGACUUCUCCCCCUCCCCCGGGGUAAGUGACUUCUAAACUGACUCCUGAAGAAGUUAGCUGGGUCCGGAAGCAGAAUGUAGCAUAAAUGCCCCAAGGCAAGAGCUGGGGCCGGAGGGUGAAGAGCCUGGCAGUCUAGGCCAGGAAGUUGCUACUUGUUGUAAAACGCUGUAGGGAGACAUUGGUGAGUUUUAUUUAUUGAAAAUAUUUUGGAAGUAAGAAGUCCCAAUUUGGAGUCUCCUUUAGGGGCCAAAGUGUCCAUAGCCUUUCUCCUAUUUUGCAUCUCUGUAGCAAAGGAAGCAUUUUAGCUCUUGCAUUCCACUGUAGCACCCAACACAGUAGUGUUUGAAAAAGGAAUUAGCAGCGUGAGGUAAGGAGUGGGUGUUUAUGCUCAGUUGUUUGGUAUAAUUCUCUUGUUUGUUGUUGCUUUUCUGUGAGGGUAGGUAGCCUAGCCUAGAUAGAUAGCAGCCUCACACUAGUCGCUUCACUUCUAUAGCCUCAGUUUCUCAUUUGGAAAUUAGAGAUAAUGAAAAUGCCUACCUCAUAGGCAACAUCCACACAGUGCCUGGCACAAAAUAAGCUUUUGGGCAGUGUUAGCUCCUGCUGUUAUUAAUACAUAUUUCCUGUCCAUUCUGACCCAUGCCUCUUGAAUGAAUGUGCAUUGUUUAUUUAUCAAAGACAGGUUGACUGGGACACAGGAACUGACUUUUUUAAAUCAUGAUUUUAGUGUUUACAAAGAUAAUAAAAUUGUCAAUGAAAAAAAGACAAUGAAUCAUCUUACUGGGGUAGUCCUGGUGUUUCCUAGAUGUAUUUAUGAUGAAAUACAAAAUGUGAACAUGAGCUAAUACUUAUAGAACCCAUUGUGCAUGCCAGGGUUGUGCUUUCCAUGCAUUAUCCCUGGGAAGUAGGUUUGAUUGUUGUCUGCUUUACAGAUAAGGAAGUUGCGAUCUUUCUAAGGUGUUAACACCAGAGAACUGUAGAAGUAGACAUUAAACCAUGUGCUUCUCCAAACCAUUUUGUGCCUUUAGCAUUGUAAAGGGCUGACUUAUCUCCCAACAUUUCAUCAGCUCUGUUGGGAGGUAAAAAUGGGAACAGGGCUCUUAAUUGUUUUUCUAAUCUAUUGGAUUAAUUGGAAGCUCCAGGCAUAGUGUGCUGCCUAGUACAUAGUAGAGGCUGAAGAAAGGUGUAUUGACUAUAAAUCUUAAAUCAGAUUGAGUGAGAAAAAGAUGACCAAGAAAACCAGUAUUAGGGGCUGGCCCCAGCCUGUUUUCUACUACAAAAAAAAAAAAAAAGCAAACACCCAAAAAACAAAUCUGAGGUCACCAGAGAUUUUAUUAGCAUAGCAUGUUUACACAGACUAAUGGUUGGAGUCUGAGGUGACAAAUUUUUCUGUGUGUGUUGUAAGGGAUUAACUCCUGUCUGUAGAGUUGUUAUCUGCAGAAAUCUGUUUGCUUCCCACUAGGUGCCCCCCACUGCUCAAGAAGCUCCUGGCUCUGUCCUUGUGUUGGGCUAAUUAGUUUAGAUUCAGUGAAGAAAAACUAUGUGUAACAUUAAAAUAAACCAACCAUAAAUAGGAAGGUGUAGCUGCUGUCAUAACUCAUCACUAAUGUAUUUCAAAGCCAGAUCCAACUGAUAUUUGUAUUUUCCUUUAGCUCAGGUAAUUCAGAGUUGACUUACCAUUUAAUGGUAAUGAGGGGAGAAAGGAGACCUUGCAUAGAAGAGCAAGCAUGCUGCAUUUAAGUCUAGAAUUCCUCUCCCUCCCGCAUAAUAACAGAAACAAAAAAAUCUUAACUUUUUUUGGAGGAACUUCAUUAUGAUGAGGCAUUUAUUGGACAUAUCAAACCUCAAAGGUGGCCAGUCAGAAGGUAGUUUGAGGGGCGCCUGGGUGGCACAGCGGUUAAGCGUCUGCCUUCGGCUCAGGGCGUGAUCCCGGUGUUAUGGGAUCGAGCCCCACGUCAGGCCCCUCCGCUGCGAGCCUGCUUCUUCCUCUCCCACUCCCCCUGCUUGUGUUCCCUCUCUCGCUGGCUGUCUCUAUCUCUGUCAAACAAAUAAAUAAAAUCUUAAAAAAAAAAAAAAAAGAAGGUAGUUUGAUUACUAAGCAUCCUUUUUAUGAUUUAUCAUGUUAUACCACAAAAUGAAGAUACUUAAAGAGAUAAUUGUGUGAUUUACUAUAGAAGUAGUUUAUGUAGAAAUUUUAAAGUGUAAAACAUUAAAAGACUAUGAUAAGAGCCAGUGUCCAGACCUUGGUUUCUAAUUCCAUUCUCCAGUGAAAGGAACCAGACAUGACUUAAUUCUAUGGCUCGGGCAGGGAAUAAACAAGAUGAGCCUGGAGCAUCUUCUAAUGCCAGAAAGCACGAAAGUGCUAAAACAAAACAAAACAAAACACAAAACACAGGGCUACUAGUAAGGUAUAUCAAACGAACACAGGAGCCUGAAAGAGCUCCUAGUGGGUGAAAGCUUGGACAAUUUAAACAACUAAAUAAUAUAAUUUUAAAUUACAACCCAAUAUAUAAAAUAAAUGUAAAUAAAAGAUACAAUAUACAUAUAACAUAGAGCAUAAUAGUGUUAACAUAAAUAUGUAAAAGUAUAAUAGAAUAUUAACAUAAAAGGAAUAUCUCCGUGUCCAUACGGAUGUAAAUAAAUGAUUGGAUAGGUAAGCAAAUAGGAAAGAAUAGAUAAAAUCUUCCAUGUAUAGAAGAAUUCCAAAUGAUUUAUGUCAAUAAUCCUCCAAAAGGAGGUGAAACAUAACUGUCCAUCCCUUAAAUGUGGGCUGUGCUUAGUGACCUCCUUUUAAAGAAGAUAGUAUGGAAAGGGGGGAAAACAACUUUAUACAGUGGAGAAACUUGACAGACACUACCCCAGCCAGAUGAUCAAGUCAGCAUGAACAAUGAUAAAUGUACACUUGAUAUGAUGUUAUGAGAAUGGCACUUUAUCUCUGUGGUCUUCCUCCUCAAAUCUGAUAAUCCCAUUAUAAUCAUGAGAAGACCACUGGACAAUUGAGACCUUCUAUAAAAUAUCGAACUAGUACUUGUCAAAACUGCUGUCAAUGUCAUAAAAAAGGAGUCAGAGAAACUGUCAUGGUCUCAAAGAGGAGUACAGAGAUAUGACAACUAAAUGUAAUGUGAUAUCCUGGGUGGGAUUCUGGGACAGAACAGGGCAUUAGGCAAAAACUAAGGAAAUCUGAAUAAAGUACGGACUUCAGUUAAGAAUAACAGGUCAGUAUUGGUUCAUUAGUUGUGACAAAUGUAGCAUACUAACGGGAGAGGUUAGCAAUAGGGGAAACGGGGUGGAGGGUAGAUAGGAACAAUGUGUAGUCUUCACAACCUCUCUGUAAACUUGGCAUCAUUCUAGAAUGAAAAGCUUAUUUUUACAAAAAGACGAUGGCAAGGACAAGAGUCUGUAGUUCAAGUUUAAUUUUCAUCAUGCUGGGAGCCUGAAGUAAAUAAAAGCCCUUGGUGUCCUCAGCUGAUUAUGGUAUAAAGUGGGGCAACCUUGCUGUCAUCUUGUAAAGCCAUGACAGUUUGCAGAAUCAGAGAAUGCAGGAAUUUUAAAUGUUCUCCUGUGGAAUUUCCUACCGGCAUGACUUUUUUUCCCCUUUGCUUUUGCCCCGUAGCAGUCCCUUGAGUGGCAUUUGCUGUCCUAGUUAAUCAGAGGGUAGGAGAAAUGAAAAACUCUCCUCUUCCCCCUCCUAUGAAGUUUCAAUGGGCCCUGGAAAUGUAGGUCAAAUUGCAUCACUGUAGAAAGGAGCGAACAGGAAGGUAUUUAUGAAGUGCUGCCAGCCUCUCUUUAGAUUCCGAGUUAUGAUGAGCCAGUGUUGAGCCAGCUUAGGUGUGAGAUACAUGGAAUCAGAGAGUCAUGUUUUUGAUGUAGUCCCAGAAUGUUACAUUUAAUCAGUGAUAAAAAGAUUUCUGUGUAAAGCCCUAGUGAGAAUAACUUGUACUGGCUUUGUUUAAUUUGCAUCUCCCAGCUUCUGGAAUUCUUUUUGUCUCUUAUUUAUUAUUGGUAUAUUGCAGCAAUUUAUAUUAAUUUAGCCAGAGAGAUGUUUGAAUUGUAGAAACUAUUGCCAUGUGUACAUUAAAAAAAAAACAACAACUCUUGUUUGGUAAUCACAUAAGUUUAAUAAUGUAUUUUGUAAAUUACACAUAAUCAUAUGCGCAGUGUGAUCUUCAUUAGCAUACAGAAAUCACAAAAUAUGUUUUUUUAUUUUUAAGUUAGGUUUCAGGUACGCCGUCCCAUGGCUUUCUACCUUUUUUUUUUUCUUGGCUUUCUAUUU